Molecule: messenger RNA, 594 nt
Organism: Bipolaris zeicola 26-R-13
Lineage: Eukaryota; Fungi; Ascomycota; Dothideomycetes; Pleosporales; Pleosporaceae
Exons: 1
Coding region: 1-594 (197 amino acids)
Source: RefSeq, a predicted model, not a curated record
AUGGCGCAAGACAGCCUCCUCCGCCACACCUUCAAACGCGGCCCCCUCUUCUUCAGGUACCGAAAGAUGACAUGCAGUGUUCCCCCCAGCACCAACGAAUCCGACGAGUCGCUCAUUCUCGAACCUCCUCGCUACCCACACGACCCGCCAUCAUGGCGUGACGAAGAGGCAUCAGACACCAGCUGCACCCGCAGAAUGCACAAGAACAGGCACACGUCGUACGACUCGUGUUCCACCACUUCCACCCCAUCAUCACCAACUACCUCCAGCUCCUGCAGCUCAAGCCGAGCAACUACCCCGUUACCCCCGUAUCAACGGAUUCAUCGCUCCAUUUCCCCCUUAGCAAUCAGCACGGGCGACCUCUUCCACGCCGUGGUGCAAGAAGCCGUUGCUGCCACGACUUUGCACAUGAAGACUUUGGACACGGCGCUGGGGGUGCUACAGACGAUGCAGGGACUCAGUGCGACGGUUGAUGUUUUGAGGGGAGAAAUGCAAGAGAAGAGGAAGGCGUGUGAGGUGGUGAGGAAAGAGUUGUUGCAGUUUGGUGAGGUGAUUCGGGCGUUGGGGCUUGUGGAGGGAGUGACGGGAGUGUAG